UAAAGCUCAACCCACCACAGUUUCUACGGUAUAAUUGAAGAGUGCCACUGUUCUAGCACUAGUGACUAACUAGUGACUAGUGAGUGGGUGUGAACUGAGGCCCCUGCCCGCGCUGCAGCUCUGCAAGAUGACCGCGAGGUCGGCCAGGUGCAUGCUGCUGCUGCUUGCCCUGGUGGCGGCGUUCCAUGGCCACGGGGGAGGAGCAUGCGUCCGUGCCACGAAGGAGCCUGGCCGCCUGCGCUGGCUGGGUGGGCUGAGCCGGGCGUCGUUUCCCAAGGGAUUCGUGUUCGGGACGGCGACGUCGGCGUACCAGGUGGAGGGCAUGGCCACAGGAGGCGGCCGCGGACCUUCCAUCUGGGACGCCUUCGCGCAUACGCCAGGAAAAGUUGUGGGAAAUCAAAAUGCCGACGUUACAACAGAUCAAUAUCAUCGCUACAAGGAAGAUGUUAAUCUCAUGAAAGGAUUGAAUUUCGAAGCCUACCGGUUUUCCAUCUCAUGGUCCAGGAUCUUUCCGGACGGUGAAGGAAAAGUUAACGAAGAAGGUGUGGCGUACUACAACAAUCUGAUAGAUUACCUGCUUCAGAAAGGCAUUACUCCUUAUGUCAACCUUUACCACUAUGAUCUCCCUCUAGCACUUGAGAAGAAGUAUGGAGGCUGGUUAAAUGCAAAGACAGUGGAACUAUUUGCAGAUUACGCAGACUUUUGUUUUAAGACCUUUGGCGACCGUGUAACGCACUGGUUUACAUUCAACGAACCAAGUAGAGUAGCGAUUGGUGGUUAUGAUAUAGCGACGACUCCUCCCCAAAGGUUUCUUGAUCCACUAAUAAAUGGACAGUACCCACAGAUAAUGCAAGACCUUGUGAAAGAGAGGUUGCCCAGGUUCACUCCUGAUGAAGCUAAAGUGGUCAAGGGCUCAGCGGACUGGAUCGGAGUCAAUCAAUACACAACUGAAUUCGUAAAGGGGCAGAAAUUGGUGCUGCAGAGGCCGACUAGCUACUCAGCCGAUUUGCAGGUUACUUAUUCAUUUGAGCGAAAUGGCAAACCGAUUGGACCAAGGGCGAGUUCUAAAUGGCUUUAUAUCGUCCCGAGGGGGAUGUACGGAUGCGUGCACUACAUCAGCCAGAAGUAUGGAAAUCCACCGAUGCUCAUAACUAAAAACGGAAUGGAUCAACCAGGGAACCUCACCCGUGAUCAGUACUUGCGGGAUGCCACAAGGGUUCGGUACUACCGGAGUUACCUCUGCGAGCUGAAGAAAGCCAUCGACGGCGGCGCCAACGUUCUUGGCUACUUUGCGUGGUCCCUCCUGGACAACUUCGAGUGGAUGUAUGGCUACACAUCCAAGUUCGGCAUCGUGUACGUCAACUUCAACAGCCCCACCCUAGAACGGCACCCCAAGGCGUCGGCCUACUGGUUCAGAGAUCUGCUGCAACACUGA
Triticum aestivum (bread wheat) is the source of this 1435-nucleotide messenger RNA. RefSeq names its product beta-glucosidase 7-like. Gene Ontology annotation, molecular function: beta-glucosidase activity. The record is from RefSeq and is a predicted model, not a curated record. Bases 128 to 1435 code for a protein of 435 amino acids. Gene Ontology annotation, biological process: carbohydrate metabolic process. The transcript is spliced from 10 exons. Lineage: Eukaryota; Viridiplantae; Streptophyta; Magnoliopsida; Poales; Poaceae.